Lobosporangium transversale is the source of this 2521-nucleotide messenger RNA. RefSeq names its product amino acid permease-domain-containing protein. NCBI's taxonomy places the organism in Eukaryota, Fungi, Mortierellomycota, Mortierellomycetes, Mortierellales, Mortierellaceae. Gene Ontology annotation, cellular component: plasma membrane. Gene Ontology annotation, biological process: amino acid transport; transmembrane transport. Bases 199 to 2235 code for a protein of 678 amino acids. The record is from RefSeq and is a predicted model, not a curated record. The transcript is spliced from 5 exons. Gene Ontology annotation, molecular function: amino acid transmembrane transporter activity.
CUUUUUAAUUAUUAAUUCUAUUUUUUUCUAUUUUCAACGGUCUAUACUCUAAUUGUAAUUGCCUGUUUAUCUUAUCUUCCCACACUUUAAAUCAUUCUUUUCCUCCUUUUUUCAUUUUUUUUUCUUUUCUUCUUUUUAACAUCUCCAGCUCAACUUUUGCCCAUCAUUUCGAAACCACCGACCUUUGUGUUUGGAGCGAUGGACGAUGAUGAAGGCUAUUACUAUACAGGCCAGACUCCGUUCAGAAAACCCAACGAGUCCAAAUUACGAUAUCACGCUCGAAGGUUGGUCUCGAUUCAAACUCUCGCCCGUCUUGAAUACACAGUGGAGGAAGCAGAGACCAAAUUCAAUCGUUCACUCGGACCUGUGGAGUUGACCUUUGUAGGAUUGGGUGCUGUUGUUGGUACUGGCGUCUUUGUCAUUCUUGGUAAUGCUGCCGCUACUCAGGCAGGCCCCUCAGUCACAAUCUCAUUUCUUCUCGGCGGUAUCGUCUCUGGGAUCGCAGCUCUAUCCUAUGCAGAGAUGGCCUCCAUGAUCCCAAUCGCUGGAUCAGCUUACACAUAUGCCUAUGCAACCGUCGGAGAAUUACCCGCAUGGAUCAUUGGAUGGAAUCUCAUUCUGGAAUACAUGAUUGGUGCUGCAACAGUCUCCAUUGGCUUUUCAUCUUACUUUGUAGCAUUGGUCGAGGAUGCCUUUCAUGGAACACUCUCACCCAAAUGGACAAAGGCUCCCAUUGUUUGGGUCAAUGAUGAUUUCGAAAUGUCGGGUUCCUAUUUUAAUGUGCCUGCCUUUGUGAUCUCAGCCCUGGUAACAGUGACGAUCUAUUCAGGAAUCCAUUUGACAGCCAAGAUCAACAAUGUAUUGGUGGCAUUCAAGAUCAUAGUCUUGAUCAUCAUGAUCAUUGCCAUGAUCCCCUCCAUCAAAAGAGAAAACUAUCACCCAUACAUUCCACCCAACACGGGGACCUAUGGGGAAUUUGGUGUCUCUGGAUUAUUACAGGGUGCAUCCUCAGUCUUCUUUGCUUACAUUGGAUUCGACAGUGUCUCCACCACAGCCCAGGAAGCAAAAGAGCCCCAGGUGAAUUUACCAGUCGGAAUUAUGAUGACCCUGGUGAUCAGUGCGACGAUUUAUAUUGCUCUCAGUGCUGUGACCGUGGGCGUGGUGAAUUACGAGCAAUUGACAGGCGGAUCACCUCUAGUGUUCACGGUCCGGUCAACGAAUAUGACCUGGCUUGUAGUCCUGACAGAAUUAGGAGCUCUUGCUGCGACGACUUCGGUUAUUUUGGUCUUAUUGAUUGCUCAACCACGUGUCUUUUACGCCAUGGCUAAUGAUGGUUUGAUCCCCCGUGCCUUUGCAAAAGUUCAUCCAAAAUAUAAGACUCCAUACGUUGCUACAUUGGUCUCAGGAAUCAUUUGUGCAAUUUGUGGUGCGUUACUUCCUAUUGAGGUGAUGAGCGACAUGUCUUCUGUUGGCACCAUCUUUGCAUUCUUUGUUGUCAACAUUGGUGUCAUCAUCCUCCGCUAUACUCGGAAAACUGUCCCUCGUCGAUUUAAAGUACCAGGAGGUCCAUUUCUUUUACCUGGAAUUGGUGCGAUAAGUUCAUUAGUAUUGAUUCAAGGUGCGAAACGGGAGGCGAUUAUCCGGUUAUUGGUCUGGAUGGCUGCUGGUGUCUUUGUCUAUUUGAUCUAUGGUCGAUCCCAUUCGGAAGUCAACAACCCAAGGAUCAUUGCAGAUGAACCCAUGCGAGUCUUGCAUGAGAAUUUCUCGGUCGAUGCUGUGAACCCUUAUGGACAAUAUGGAGAGGAUUAUCAAGGAUAUUCAGAUGAACAUUUACGGAGACAGUAUGAACGUCAGUUGGCAAGGAGACGGAUGAAUGGGAUGAAUGGGAUGAUGGGUGAUAUAGCCGCUAUAGGUGGUGUAGGCAAUCACAUAGAGAUGGAUACCUGUCCUGUCGCCGAGGCUGAAACUGCAGGUGAAGUUGAGAACGGUGUUUAUGGAAAUAAUGGGAUGAGAAGAAGACCACAACAGCAAGAAUAUGAACCAGGGCGGUCACAAGAAGAAGAAGAGACAAGAGAUAAUUUUGAUGGCUUUAGUGGCGUAGGAAACGAUCUAGCGCAAGAAACAGGAGCAGGAGUAGCAGUAACCUCAGCAUUAUCAACAGCGCCUCCAUCAUCGACACCAUCACCAGCCCCACCUGCGCCAACGAUAAAAGAGGAAGAUGGACGUGAAUCAUGAUAUUUAAAGCAGCUACACAUGAGAUAAUACCCAACGAUGACUGUUCAUCGUCAAUCAUAACCCUCUCCCAUGUUCCUCCUUUUCCUUAUUACUUUAUACAUAAUCUUAAUAAUAAUUAACAUAAUGAGAAAAAGAAAAAGAAAAAGAAAAAGCCUUUUUUAAUUUCGUCUAUACUAUUUGUCAUUUUUUUAUUUAUUUAUAAAUGGAAUUGUGCCAAAGAUCUGGUAAUAUAGGAAAGGGAUGAAGAGAGGAUGGAGAGAGGAUGGAGAGAAGAAGUGUUGAAGAG